Molecule: messenger RNA, 4059 nt
Organism: Polyodon spathula (Mississippi paddlefish)
Lineage: Eukaryota; Metazoa; Chordata; Actinopteri; Acipenseriformes; Polyodontidae
Product: nuclear receptor subfamily 2 group C member 2-like
Exons: 14
Coding region: 454-2238 (594 amino acids)
Biological process (GO): anatomical structure development; cell differentiation; positive regulation of transcription by RNA polymerase II
Molecular function (GO): zinc ion binding; nuclear receptor activity; RNA polymerase II cis-regulatory region sequence-specific DNA binding
Source: RefSeq, a predicted model, not a curated record
AUAUAUAUUAGAAAAUACUGCUGUUGGAAAAGCAGGGAGCUGUGGUAACCUGUUUCACUACAUACAGAUCCACUGUAGCAUCACAACAUAUGAAAAGCUAAGGCACUGGGACCUGAGCAGCAGCCCCCCCGAUGAAACUAUGCACAUUAUUAGACAAAUUGCCUCAGCAGCAGGCAAAACAGCAGGAAAACGUCGAUUCUGCUUCCUUGGUUACCGGGGACUGAUAAUGCACUUGACCUUCAGAGGAUCAGGGUUACUGAGAGGGCAACUAUUCUGUCUGCAUUGUGGGAGCGCUUUGCAUAUGGAGAGGCUAAACAAAAACUGUUAUACUGCAGCUGAGAAAGAUUGUAUUUGGAAUUCUAGGUUUUUUGUCAUUGAGAACAAUGUGCAGACCUGCAGGGAUCGAAUGACACUGUCCAGACUGUGUAGACCUCGGUGUCAAACUCCUCAGUGAUGAGCAGCUCCCCACAGCGAAUCCAGAUCAUCUCCACAGACUCCACUGUUACAUCUCCGCAGCGCAUACAGAUUGUAACAGAUCAGCAGACUGGUCAGAAGAUCCAGAUAGUAACAGCAGUUGAUUCAUCUGCAUCCAGACAGCAGUUUAUACUGACCGCUCCAGAUGGAAGUGGUGCAGGGAAGGUGAUCCUUGCAGCACCAGACAGUGCAAACACCAAGCAGCUUAUUUUUACAACAGCUGAAAACAUUGUGCCAGGCAGAAUCCAGAUUGUGACAGAUGCAGCCUCAGUGGAGCGUUUACUGGGGAAAACAGACGUAGGGAGAGCACAGCCUGUGGAGUAUUGUGUUGUUUGUGGAGACAAGGCAUCAGGGCGCCAUUAUGGUGCAGUUAGCUGUGAGGGGUGCAAGGGUUUUUUUAAGAGAAGUGUUCGGAAGAACCUGACCUACAGUUGCCGUAGCAGCCAGGACUGCCUUGUCAAUAAGCACCAUCGCAACCGUUGCCAAUUCUGCAGGCUUAAGAAAUGCUUAGACAUGGGUAUGAAAAUGGAAUCUGUACAGAGUGAACGCAAGCCAAUAGAGAUUCCAAGAGAAAAGCCUGCUAACUGUGCAGCCUCCACUGAAAAGAUCUAUAUCAGGAAAGACCUGAGGAGCCCUCUGAUAGCAACACCAACAUUUAUAGCAGAAAAAGAUGGCUCAAGAUCUAGUCUGCUUGAUCCUGGAAUGUUAGUCAAUAUUCAGCAGCCAUUAAUGCAAACAGAUGGAACGUUACUUCUAGAUACAGACUUAAAGGCUGAAUCAAAUCAAGGAGAUUUAGGUACUUUAGCAAACGUGGUCUCUUCCCUUGCUAACCUUAAUGAAUCUCCUAACAAUGGAGAUACCUCAGAAAUGCAGCAGGAGGACCAAUCUGCCAGCGAGAUCACACGUGCCUUUGACACUUUGGCAAAAGCACUGAACCCCACAGACAGCAACACAGGGCAGAGCCUAGCAGAGGGAGCAGACGCAGCGGGAGGAGCCAGCAUCCAGGUGAUCAGCAGAGACCAGUCAACCCCCAUCAUCGAAGUGGAAGGACCUCUCCUCACAGAUACACAUGUUAGUUUUAAGCUGACAAUGCCCACCCCCAUGCCAGAGUAUUUGAAUGUCCACUAUAUCUGCGAAUCUGCCUCCAGAUUGCUGUUUCUCUCCAUGCACUGGGCCAGGUCCAUUCCUGCGUUCCAAGCACUCGGUCAAGAUUGCAAUACAAGUCUGGUUCGGGCGUGCUGGAAUGAGCUGUUUACAUUAGGUCUGGCACAGUGUGCCCAAGUUAUGAAUCUUUCUACAAUCCUUGCAGCCAUUGUCAACCACCUACAGAACAGCAUACAGGAUGAGAAGCUGUCUGGGGACAGAAUAAAACUGGUGAUGGAGCACAUCUGGAAGCUGCAGGAGUUUUGUAACAGCAUGGCUAAAAUUGAGAUCGACAGAUAUGAGUAUGCUUAUCUUAAGGCUAUUGUGCUUUUCAGUCCUGAUCACCCUGGGCUAAACAGCACAAGCCAGAUUGAACAAUUUCAAGAGAAAGCGCAGAUGGAGUUGCAAGAUUAUGUACAGAAAACUUACCCAGAUGAUACAUACAGGUUAGCCCGAAUUUUGAUGCGCCUCCCAGCACUUCGACUGAUGAGUUCCAGUAUAACAGAAGAGCUGUUCUUUACUGGACUCAUUGGGAAUGUUCCUAUUGACAGUAUAAUUCCUUACAUUCUGAAAAUGGAAACUGCAGAAUACAACAGCCAGAUCACUGGGACCUCUGCAUAGUCUGAGUUUUCAGCACUUUUAAAGUUUAAAGCUGGUUACGGAAAACAGAUGGUGUUUCACAUUGAUGACUGCAACAUAACUACUUUUCUGUAGAAAACAAGGAUUGAAGAAGAGAAAAGAUUAGGAAUCCAACCACAUUUUAGAUUUUUUGAGAAUUGUCGGACCAGCGUUUCUGCCUGUUAUUUGCAUCUAAAACUGGAAAGGAUCACAUUGAACAAGGCUGAGUCUGAGGCCUGUUUAGAGAAGCACUUACUGUAAGCAUUGGCAUGGCAGAAACCUAUGGUCAUACUCGGUUUUCUGAUUGCUUUUAAAGGUAAAGCUUUGUAUCCACUGCAUAUUGUAAGUAGAGCAAAAUUAGUUUCCAUCUGCAUAGCAUAAUUGCAUUGAAACGUCAGUGUGUUUUAUUAUUAAGUCAGUUAGUUUGCUGCCUUAGCUUUAACCUGAAUGCCAAUUUCUAAAUUCUUCCCAAUAUGCAAAAAUAAACAAAAAAUAUGAAGUUAUGUUAAUGUGUGAUUGACAAAACCUUCAUUCUAAUGUAAUUUGGGUGUCUACUUUUAUGGAUUAUUUUUAAUUUGGAAAACAAGAAAUACUGUUUUAAUACCUACAUGAAAUGUGUACCAUAAUUUGCUCUCUCUCUCUCUCUCUCAAGUAGGGCAUCAUCAGGCUGUCGUGCUAAAUUCAUUGGUGUUUCUGCAAUUUGUAAACUUGUGCCACAGCUAGACGUUGCUAUGGAAAUGUGGCUCUUAGGGAUUGUGAUACUGUAAAUAUAUUGAUAUUAAUAUUAUAACAAAUAUUAACAAUAGGCCAUAUGUUAUAUACUAUUAGACUGUUUGUGACAUAACAUGGUGUGCCACAAUACGCAUACUGUGAAAAAGAAACAAGUAAUUUAACUUUGCAAUAUAUAGAAAAAUCAAGCGGAUACAUUUUUUAAGAUCUGCCACUUAAAAUUUGUGAAACAAACUAAUCAUAGAAACACACUUUUUAGCUGGAGUGAAGCAGGGGUGGGGGUUGUGUAGUUAAUAGAAAAAAAAAUACUUGAUUGAUAAACAUAUCGCUGGUCAUGUUUUACUUGCAGUGCUUCUCAUUAAAUCUGUUCAUGGCAAGAACCUCAACUUUUCAUUAAACAUUUAUUUUUAGCUCGAAAAUAAAAUGGAAUGGGCCCUAAGUUUUUAAUAUAGAGCUUAGCAGCUGUAAAAUCGAAUGCAUUCACAUUUCAUGUUCAAUUUGCGGCCAUGACAAUCAAAUGCUGUAUGAGAUGGGCUCUCUGUAUUGUAACGCAGUGGGUCUUAUGUGAUGACAGGUUUUUGAUUGUCACAUCGCAAACCAGAAUUCCAGGUUUUCCAUUUUUUGGCGUACAGUAUUGUAUAUAACUUAUUAUGUCUGCUUUCAGUAAAAUAUUUGCAAUCAUAGAAAGCUUUUAACACAAUGGUGUAUUAGUAAUUGUUGCAUAUAUCUUUUUUUUUUUUUUUUUACUUAUUACCACACACACUAAAAUAUGUUACAUUUUGCUUUAAAAAUGCAAACAAAUUUAGAGUGAAAAAAUGCAUGCAGCUCUGUAUAAAAAUAUAUUUAUGGUUUCAAAGACAUUAAAGCUAGGCAUAUCAUGAAGAAAUAGUUACCAAUCAAAAAAAAAUACUUUGUCUAAAAAAAAAAUUAAAGACCUGCCUAGCCAACACGGUCGAGAGUAUUGAAAAAAAUAGAAUUGUUGUCUUUCUUACUUUUUAACCUGUCUCUGUGAGAACAGAAGGAGGCUGUGUAGUCCAGUGGUUAAAGAAACAGACUUAGAACCAGGAGGUCCCCCAUUCAAAUCCCAGCUUAGCC